AUGUGCCGUCGCGUGAAAGACAUGUUUUAUGUGAGGCGCUGCUCGCCAAUAGGUCCUCCGUACUACUUUGUUUGGGCCGAGGCUCUGGCUUUUGGGCAGGGUUCGGGGAUGUCAGCGACCAGGCAAGACAGACCAACAGACCUGCACGACACCUUUAUUAAGACUGACUUGAAAACUGCUAAACGAGCUGCUUUAUUAUUGCUAAAGCCACCUGCUGACAUGAUCGAGGGGUUUGGGGUGCUAGACUGGGAUGAAGGAAGGACGCCUCAGUUCUACCAGUGUCAGAACCUUACGCAAGACCCAGACGAGAUGUUGUAA
Pseudocercospora fijiensis CIRAD86 is the source of this 318-nucleotide messenger RNA. RefSeq lists its product as uncharacterized. Bases 1 to 318 code for a protein of 105 amino acids. The transcript is spliced from 3 exons. NCBI's taxonomy places the organism in Eukaryota, Fungi, Ascomycota, Dothideomycetes, Mycosphaerellales, Mycosphaerellaceae. The record is from RefSeq and is a predicted model, not a curated record.